AUGUUGACCGCUUUCGUCCUCUUGCUGUCGGCCGCUGUUCUCCUCUACCUGCUAUUCCUCGCCUGGCCGCGCUGCAGCCUCCGCUGCCACGCUCUGGCGCCCGGCGCACGCGCGGCGCCGCUCGCCGGGACGGCAUGCCUCAAGGAGGGGUUCGCCUCCCGCAAGGUGCCCGAGCAGCUCGACACGAUUGUCAUCGGCUCCGGUGCCGCCGGCCUGACAGCGGCGGCGCUGCUCGCCAAGCGCGGGCAGCGCGUGCUUGUGCUUGAGCAGCACGACGUGGCCGGCGGCUGCACUCACACGUUCGAGGAGCGCGGCUUCGAGUUUGACGUCGGGCUGCACUACGUGGGCGACAUCCUGGGCGUGCUCCUCAACGCGGUGACGAGCGGGGUCAUCGAGUGGGCCCCGACCGGCCGGCUCGUCGACGAGGUCUACUUUGGCGACGACGUCGUGCCGAUCCUCUCUCCGAAGGCGGCCUUCCUCGCAGAGCUGCGCCGCCGCUUCCCAUCCGAAGGGGCGGCCCUCCACUCGUACUCGUGGCGCGUGCUCCUCGCCCACGUGUGGCUCGGGGCGCACCUUGGCCUCAAGGUGCUGCCGGCAGCGCUGGCGGCGCCGCUCCUGCGCGCCCUCGGCGGCAUGCAGACCACUCAGACCGCGCUGGAGCGCCUCACCGGCAGCCCGAAGCUGCGGCACGUCCUCUCGUACAUCUGGGGCACCUACGGCGUGCCGCCCUCCCGCUCGCCCUUCGCCUUCCACCUCCUCGCCGCGAGGAUCGUCCCCACCGUCCUCAAGGCGGGCGGCGCGGUGCUUGUGCGGGCGCCGGUGACGUCGCUGGUCUGCGACGAGGCCGGCGCUGUCCGCGGCGUCGUCGUUCGGGGCCGGCUCGCUCUCCGCGCUGCGCACGCGUCCUUCUCUUCCUUGACACGUGUCUCUGGCGCGACUACCACCUUCUGCCACCUCGUGCCUCCGCCGCAGCGCCACCGCCUCGCGCCGCUGCUCGCAUCCAUUCGGGACGCGCCGCCGGUGUCACCUCCCGCCUCGACCGAGACGCAGGUCGAGCCUUCCCUCGCCUUCCUCUACCUCUUCCUCGGCCUCUCGGCCGACGGCGGGGGCGGCGCCGGGGGGAGCGGAGGGAGCGGAGGCGGCCUCCCUCGCCACAACAUCUGGAAGUUUGGCGGGUGGGACCACGAGAGGGGCAGCGAACUGCCGCCUCGUCUUGACGACGUGGCGGCCGACCACCCCCUCCUCCUCUUCCUCUCGAGCCCUUCGGCCAAGGACCCUGCCUGGGAGCAGCGCCACCCCGGCAAGCAAGUCGUCCUCGCCCUCGCGCCGACCCGCUUCGAGUAUUGGGCAGAGUGGCGCGACGGGCGCAUCCACAAGCGGGGCGAGGCAUACGACCGCCUCAAGCGGGCCCUCGCCGAACGGAUGACGGAGGAGGUGCUGCGCUUGCUGCCGCAGCUGCGAGGCCGCGUCGAGUACUGCGACCUCGGCACCCCGCUCUCGUCCAACUUUUACUUGGGCACGCGCCACGGCGAAGCCUACGGGCUGGCUCACACUCCCGCGCGUUUCGCACAGCCGUGGCUGACGCCGCGGACGCCGCUCCCCGGCCUGUACCUCGCGGGGCAGGACGUCGCGACGGACGGAGUCACGGGCGGCGUCAUCUCUGGCUUCAUGGCAGCUGGGGCCGUCGACAAGACCGUCUUUGUCGCCGAGGCGGCCACCCUACUCGCCGCUGGGGUCACGGCAUUGGCCACAUGAGAGAGACUGCGCCGCGCGCGCGUGACGUCUGACGUCGCCGCCAGGUCGCCGCCCCACGCGCAUAAAAUUGCGGGGCUCAUAUGUUUUUUACCGUACGUACCUAAUUAUGG
Messenger RNA from Emiliania huxleyi CCMP1516, 1865 nucleotides. RefSeq lists its product as hypothetical. The record is from RefSeq and is a predicted model, not a curated record. The transcript has 6 exons. NCBI's taxonomy places the organism in Eukaryota, Haptophyta, Isochrysidales, Noelaerhabdaceae. Bases 1 to 1755 code for a protein of 584 amino acids.